This is a messenger RNA of Corticium candelabrum, 2562 nucleotides long. Its product is annotated as integrator complex subunit 4-like. Gene Ontology annotation, biological process: snRNA processing. Gene Ontology annotation, cellular component: integrator complex. Lineage: Eukaryota; Metazoa; Porifera; Homoscleromorpha; Homosclerophorida; Plakinidae. Bases 9 to 2495 code for a protein of 828 amino acids. The record is from RefSeq and is a predicted model, not a curated record. The transcript has 23 exons.
UUUUGUAGAUGAUGCUUGUUGAUGAACUCACGUCUGUUGCAAAGGCUGUAGCCGCAGAGAGGCAUCAUGGAAUCAGAGCCAGUGCUCUUCGAAUGAUAUGCUCAUUAGCCAUGAGAGAAGGUGACACACUGGACACUCAGAUAUUGCUUAGCCAGUUUGCUCAAGACUGCGACGCUCGAGUAAGGCAAGCAGCGCUAAGCAGCUUGUUACAGUUACAUACAAAGGGAUUUCAGCUGAGCGUUUUAGUGUAUGACAAUGCAUGUAAGUGUUUGAAAGACGACAACGAAGACGUUCGUUUGAAAGCUCUUCAGAUAGUUCAGAUAAUUGGAGUGACAUUUCCUGACAAGCUUGUGCCUCUACAAAACGACUCGUCAACCGAGAUACGUCUUGUUGAUGAUGCUUUUGUAAAAACUUGUGACAUGGUGAAUGAUUUGUCGAUGCAAGUGAGGGCUCAAGCAUCUAGGCAUCUGGGAUUAUUCAAAGGUGUUAAGUUUCAGUUUUUAGAGCAAACGUUGGAUAAGAAAUUGAUGUCUCAUCUCAAGAAAAAGAAGACAGAGCAUGAAAUGAGGAAGGAGAGACAUGCCACUGGAAAGUCUGCAGGUGGUUGGGAGUCUGGUCGACAGUGGGGUAGUAACUGGUCAAAGACUGAUCUGAAUCCUGAUGAGGUCAGUUUAAUGAAUCAAGGUGCAUGUGGGGCAUUUGUGCAUGGCCUGGAAGAUGAAUACUUAGAAGUACGGAUGGCAUCUCUUGAGGCUCUUUGCCAAUUGGGAAUUGAAUUUCCACAAUUUGCAGUGUUGUCAUUAGACUUUUUGGUGGACAUGUUUAAUGAUGAGAUAGAUACUGUUCGCCUUAAUGCAAUAGAAGUCUUGCGUCAUGUGAUUAGCUCUGUGGAACUUCGUGAGGAUCAGUUGGAGACAAUUCUUAGUGUUUUAUUGGAUUCCUCUUCUGAUAUUCGUGAGGCAAUUAGAAUGCUGCUGGGUAGCUGUUACAUGAACAGCAAACCAGCUCUUGACCUUACCAUUUCUUCACUGUUAUCGAAUCUGGCACGUUAUCCACAGGACAGGCUGCACAUUUGGAUGUGUAUGAAAGAAUUGGGCCAACAUCAUGGUAGUUUGGCUUUUGCUUUGCUGCCUCAACUACUCAACACUCAUCCAUACUUUUCAGCUAAAGAACCAGAUAUCGAAGAUCCAGCAUAUAUUGGAGUUCUCAUCUUGGUUUUUAACGCUGCACAUUGCUAUCCAACUAUUGGUCCACUAUUUCCACAGCACACCGUUCGACAUUACCCAUACCUUAGAGGUAGCCUGCCGGACUUGGUUCCCUGUCUCGAGCUAAAACCUUCUCAUGGAACUAUUGCGCCUGUGAUGUCUGCCAGUUCAGAUAGUGCACUCGAACUUAUUGCUGCAGUGGUGGACAAGGCGAGAAUGGUUUCGACAUGUGGAGAUCUCUCUAUGGUGCAAACUGUGCUAGAGAGUGCAGCAAGUGAAUUAAAGCAGUUGUCAGAAUUGUCUCGAUGUGUACAAGGUGUGGCAGAAUGCUCAUCAUUAUACGUGAGAUGCCAACUGCUCUUGUUGAAGGCAUUCAGACCAUGGCUGAAUUGGACAGACAGCUUACACUCCAAAACACAUAUGUCGUCAUCGUCUCUCCUGACGAGCAGUUACAGUGUACAAAUGUUGUUGGAAUUGUCUUAUACGAUGCAAUAUGGCUAUGGAGGACUUAGUGUUGCUGAGCAAGCAGCCAUCAUGGAGAUUCGUUUGCUAGCUCAUGUUUACCAGCUGCUCUCACACAGUCACAUACUGGUCAGUAGCAAGAACGAAAGCAGAUACCAACAGAUUCCAUUUUUGUUUGAUCGUCUUCAACUCUAUGAGAAACUCUGCAAAGACGGUGGGAUCGAUAUGAGCACCUCAGUUCGUCCGUUGGUAUUUGCGAAAGCUGUGUACUCUGGAAAAGAAGCCGGUAGCUUAUUGCAGAGUCUUCAACAAGCUUUAGAACGAGUAGCAAAAGAAUUUGUUGUUCAAACUCUUCAGUUUUCUCCACAUACGUGUGGAGCAUCAGCUGAAAUACUUAUUCCACAGAGAGAUUCUGAGAGGGUUGUUGAGUUUGUGUCAUCGCUUGCAAUGGCUAUUCCAGUCGAGGCUGUGAUUGACAAUGUGUCUGACAUGUCGCUAGUGUGCAUCCAGGUGGUGUUUCCAGAUGGUAAACAACAGACUUUUCAUCCGAAAUUGUCAGAAUUCAGAGCAUUGAGUGACACAAAGAGUCGCCUUCGUACUGCUGUUGUUUUGUCACACAGCAACUGGUCAGAGAAAUGCAAGAUACAAGUAUCUGUUGCAUUGAUGUAUGCUCCUGACUUGGAUGAAGCCGUGCUGUUCAAUAUGAGAGAACAGCAGUCGGAAGGAACGACUAAUAAAGCAUCUCUUUGGUCAUCUAAUUUUGCCUUUGUAGAGUUAUGCACUCCAGUUGCUGUACACGUUUUGCCAAAAGAGAAAUUGUAUCGAUAGAUGUAUUUAGACAGUCAGUGUUGUACCUACAUUUUCACCUACAAAUUCUAAAUUCAAGUUUGUUAAU